UGAAAGAGCUGCCCGCGCUGCGAAAGAAAACAAGCUGCUAUUGACAGACUGCAAAGUGAUCUUGAAGAAAAAAAGCCCAGUUGAAAGAACUUAGUGAACGGUUUGAGCAUUUCAAAAAGGAAAAGGGAGAGCAAUAGGUUGCUUGCGUCUUAAAGAAGGAUAAACAUGUGUUUUUCUGCUGAAAACUUCCGUAAACAGGACCAUUUAAUUCCAUUUUACACAGGUAUUGUAAACUGGACUGUGUUUUUGCAGUUUAACUUUAUUGUCAGUAGAUGUAAGGAUAUGAAAUACUGGAGAUCUGACAUUAAUGCAGAUGAAAAUCACCAGCAUGAGCCUGAUCAGCUACGUCAAGGAAGACCUCGAAGUUUGUCGAUGCUUGAUGAGUAUUUUCUAACUCUUGUCAGAUUAAGACAUGCCUUCCCAGAGGAGCAUCUAGCUUACCUUUUUAAAAUGUCAAUGUCAACAGUUUCAAGAAUAUUCCUUUCUUGGAUUAACUUGUUGUACUUUGAAUUGGGAUCCAUUCCCAUCUGGCAGAGCAAAGACCUAAUUGAGGAAACUAUGCCCAUUCCUUUUAAAGAAAGGUACCCAGCCACCAGGUGCAUUUUGGACUGUACAGAAAUCAAGAUUUGCAAACCAUCAUCCUUGCGAGCUCAAAGUCAGUGUUUUUCCUCUUACAAAACCACUACAACUAUGAAGGAAUUGUUAGGAAUUGCACCCUCUGGUGCUCCUGUAUUUAUUUCUGAUCUUUACACUGGUAGUAUUUCAGAUAAGGACAUCACAAAUUCAAGUGGAAUUCUAGAGCUGUUGGAAAAGGGUGAUGACUGCAUGGCAGAUAAAGGAUUUAACAUUAAAGAUCUACUGGAACCAAUUGGAGUGACUUUAAAUAUACUUCCCUUUCUUUUUGAUAAAGUCCAGUUUAACGAGGAAGAAGUUGAAAAUACACAGUCAUUAGCUAGUGUUCGCAUCCAUGUGGAAAGGGCUAUAAGUAGAAUCAAAAUGUACAAAAUCAUUACCAAUGUUGUGCCCCUGUCUCUGGCAGGGGUGUUAAAUCAGAUUUGGACAAUCUGUUGCAUGCUGUUAUUAUUUCAGUCCCCAGUUAUUGACCAGGAAAAGUAUGAGGAAGACUGAUCAUUCUGGUCCAUUGUGUCUGGAUUUAUUGUAAAAAAAUUAAACACCUUCUAUUAUGUAAAAUCACAACAGUUAAGAGAUUCAGAAGUAUGUUUCUUUCCCUUAUAUUUUGCACAAAAACAUGCUUGUACAUGAGACAAAUUUACACUUUGCAUGCUGUUUGUCAUCAGUUAUCUGCUUAUU
Molecule: messenger RNA, 1311 nt
Organism: Orbicella faveolata
Lineage: Eukaryota; Metazoa; Cnidaria; Anthozoa; Scleractinia; Merulinidae
Source: RefSeq, a predicted model, not a curated record